GCUCGGCUGGUUGCCGUCGCACUUUUCACAACACACAUUUGCACCAGGUUUGCACUUCCCGAACGCACUCGGCGAUCAUAUGGUCGAAUGUGACAACAGAUGCGCGCUGCUGUAGUCGUGAGGUUCACGCAGUAGCGAGUUCCGCCGGCAUUUAUCUGGUGAUUAGUUCGCGGAAGUCGUAGUCGGUCGCCCGAAAAGCUCACGCUUCAUAUCCGCAAAUGCGCGCUAGCUGCAGCGUGACUUCUUCUGCCAGUUCACUCCGUACUCCCCGCCCGUGACGAGAGACAGACGGGCCGCGCGCUGCUUGAACCAUGUGUGACAAACUCAAAGUCAAUCAAGCCUGCGUCACCGUUCAGUCUGCUUACUUGUACCCUCUAGAUCUCUACGCGCAGACGUCGGAAUGCUACGGGUGCACGCUCCAGCUAGUCCGCCGUGCACACCAUCAGAGUCGCCACAAUUUCAGCGUGGUCUUGGGCAGCAUCUAUGAGACGGAGAUGCAACUGCGGAGGCACUUUGAUGACAACCCCUUGCCCAACUGCACUUACCGUAGGCACCUUGGCGAGCAUGGCUCAUAUCUGCUGCAUGUCUCAUCCGAGGGCCACUGUGACUGGCAGGUAGCCGAGGAGCCUGUCAACAUCUAUAAUCCACUCAUUGUAAUGGCGGCAGUGCUGCUGUUCCUGAUAUUACUCUGGCAAGCAGUGGCCUGCUUCAAGAGGCUGUGCUCUGCUGUUGUUCCACUCGGCACUGUCCCCUCGGACUCUCAGCAAGGCAUACUGGGGACUGCUGUGACAGUUGAAGAUGGCCAGGCUGUAACCACUGCACCCCCUAAAAAGCGGCUGCGCUCUCUUGAUGCUUUUAGAGGGCUCUCACUGGUGCUGAUGGUGUUCGUCAACACUGGUGGCGGCAAGUACUGGUUCUUCGAACACAGUCCAUGGAAUGGGAUCACCCUUGCCGACCUGGUCUUCCCAUGGUUUGUGUGGAUCAUGGGUGUCUCACUGGCCAUGACCAUACGGUCGCUCCUUCGCAAGUCCAUCACCAGAGGUCGCAUAUUCCUGCAAAUUGUGAAGCGCACGCUCAUCCUAUUUGGGCUCGGCAUAGUGACCAACACUCUUUCUGGUGACGUUGACCUAAAAAUGCUGCGUAUUCCUGGUGUACUGCAACGCCUGGCCUUUUCCUAUUUGGUGGCUGCUACGGUGCACCUUCUGUUUGCCAAGCCUCAUGGAGGACACCUGGUGUGGGCCCCUGUGCGGGAUGUGCUAGCCUACUGGCCCGAGUGGCUGUUGGCGAUUCCCCUCCUGGCACUUCACUUGGCCCUGACCUUCCUUUUGCCCGUGCCCAACUGCCCGCAGGGCUACCUUGGUCCAGGAGGUUUGCACCUGAACAGCAGUUUUGAAAACUGCACAGGUGGGGCAGCUGGAUUUAUCGAUCGAACAAUCUUUGGCAAGCAGCACAUCUACCAGACACCAGAUAUGCGGCAUGUAUAUCACACACACCUGCCAUAUGACCCUGAAGGUACACUAGGAUGCCUCACAUCCAUAUUUCUCGUCUUCUUGGGCCUUCAGGCUGGCAAAAUUCUGCUCACGUUCACAGAGUGGAAACCUCGAGUUGUUCGUUGGUGUUGCUGGGGCCUCUUUUGCGGCAUUGUUGCUGGUGUCCUGUGCAAGUUCUCAAAGGAAGAUGGCUGGAUUCCUGUGAACAAGAGCCUGUGGUCAGUGUCCUUCAUUCUGUCCACGGCAAGCACAGCCUUCUUUCUUCAGGCUAUCCUGUACUACCUGAUUGACGUCUGUGGAUGGUGGUCGGGGGCACCACUUGUCUACCCAGGCAUGAACUCCUUGGCCGUGUAUAUGGGGCACGAGAUCAUGCAUGGCGUAUUCCCAUGGGCAUGGCAGUGCCCGGAGUCACACUGGUGCUACCUCUUUAUGAACCUCUGGGGCACUGCACUCUGGGUGGUCUUUGCAUGGCUGAUGUUCCGCAGAAAGCUGUUCAUCUCCGCCUGAAGGAAUCUCCUCCUCCGUGGUUGCUGCACAGCACGGACUCUAUCACCCUGAAGUUUCCGUGUCUGUCAUUGUGAAUGUGUUGGUGUGCAAAUAUUUUGUGUAGUGUAUCACGCCACAAAUAUUUACAUGUGGGCACUUCCAAAUGGCUACAUUGCGGCAUAUUGCCAGAGGUGGGUAUCCAGGGCAUUCGUAACCUAAGGCGCAUGAAGUAUCUAUACAUGUACAAAAAUAUACUAGGAUGGUUGUACUUGGAUAACAGUUGCAUUGUGACCUUGAAUUUGCAUGCUACCUAAAGCUUAUUUACAGAGAAUGUGCUCACACUGCACAUUCUUGCUGUUUUCAGAAAAGUACAAAGAAAGAGAAAGAAUUAUGGUGUAUAUCUGGCAGGUGUGCUAGCGCAGUUUGUGGUACAGGUCACGCCUCUUCUCAGUCGUACAGGACACUCCUCUGUAAAAUUUUUGACCUGGUUCAUGCUCCAUUGGUUACUUCAUACUGGUAUGAAAGCAGUUCCACAUGUGGAAUGUUCUGGACCACAGGAAUGUGUUUUGACAUGCAAAACAAUUAAGAGAGAAUGCACUUGAAAAAACAUGGAGGGUGAUGUCAACCAAAAUUGCCAUAUGGUAAAGCUAAAAGCUAGACAAAAUCCUGUGUUCAGUUCAGUAGAUGAAUGCCACUGUCAAUGCUGGAAUGCAAAUUUCACCCAUUUGCACAAAGGUCCUUGGCUCCAAUAUGGUAUAAAAAUUUUGUACAUUGUGAAGUGUACACCUUAAAGGAGAAUUGACGCGGGCUUUUCGUCCCACUUUAGCUCUAAUAGACAGCCAUCAACCCAGUGUUCUUGGCCCGAAUCCUGAAUUCAUCUGUUGUGCUAAACAUACUUCGAAUUUAUCCAUUGUGCUAAACAUACUUAUGUCAUCCUAAAUCAACCAGUUCAAUAAAUGCACCACGUGCAGCAUGACUUCGGGCCACAAGUGACAUCAAGGCAGUAGGCGGUGGUGAGCACAUGGUAGCAUGAACCGCUAACACACUUACAAGUUGGUGUUGUAUAGUGGUCUUGUACCACGCUGCCAACCACCACGCAGCCAAUUCCUGUACCAUCAAAUGUUUUCCUUUGUGCCCCAGUUGAUGUUGCCUCGGAUUCCACCCUGGUAUAGAGGGUUCACCGGAAUUGCUUUUCCAGGACUUAGCCUGUCCCCCAUACCUUUUUUCCCUUCUCAGUUGGUCCCCUUAUCUCACGUUGAAUGCACAUUCAGUUUCCGUUGGUAUGGUCAAGGUGUUGCCUAAGUUAAAGAGACUGGGUUGACUGACACACACGAAUUGUAAUACCAAGUUAUCACUACCUUUGAAUGCCAUUGUGUCACCACUAGCCUGAUGCUUUGCUGCACCCUGUGGGCAUUUUGAACUUGUCACUGUAAAGGACAAUACUUUUUUUGAGUGCUAGAUUUGAGGCUUGAUCCUGUUGUCACUGGGUCAACAGCUAGCUAUUAUAGAAAGAAGAAAAGGUGACAAAAUGUUUAGUGCCAGUAUUCCUGCAAAGGUCCACUUUUUAAAACCAUUACCCUGGAAUGUUGAAGUCAGUAUUCCAGAAAGAGUGUAACAAAAUGUAGUCCUUAUGACUUACGUCCUGAUGAGUUGCUCAUGAGUUAGGCUUGUCUGAUGUAAGCUGUGUAUUUUUGAGCUUCGUCUUCCUGCUGUUCUACCAGUGUUCUAGUACUUGCCCUGGCUCAGGUUCAUAUCCUUGUGUGCAUGUAAAAUCUUUAUUAUAAGUUCCAAAUCUGCUCUGUGAGUCACAAGAUACGUUACCAAGCCCUGUUGAUGUGCUCCUGUAGCAUGUUCAGCACUCGGAGGCUUAGGAGAGCCAGAAUCUACACAUUCACUGGCUUUGAAACUUUUGACAGCAGCUGUACAAAGAUGUGCUGGCUGAACGGCAUGCAUUGAGUUACAGUCUUGUUCAGAGGUACUGCCAAGAUCAGUGUGAGCUGCAAGUUAAAAGUCACAGCCAGGGCACACCCCAGGACAAGCACAUUGAAUACUUGAGAGCAGUGUGGAAAAAUGUGCGCCUCAUCUAGCCCCACAGUUGAUGACUCUGACAUAACUGUCUUCGUCAUUUUGAGAAUUGUGCAAUUUAUGUAGUACUCAAGUCACAUGUACAGUUUUUAUUGGACAGUAAAUUUCCCAUCCUUGAAUAGAAGGGAAACAAGGUGUGCUCCCGAAUACCUUCUGUUGCUUUAUUGUGUCUUCAGAGGCAGAAGCGCCAGUACAUAUGGGUGGCAUUGCUUGGUUCAUUAUGGCAGGCCACUGCUCUCAAUUCAUAGCUUUUCAAUAAUGCAUAUAGCUUCAGCUGACUGCCAUAGUACCUUUGUAGAAAGAAGGAAGUGGUGGAAAAUGCUGAGGGAGUGUGAUGCUUCUUUGGGACUUAAGAUCCCUUGUGAGAGAGUACAGUUGGGUGUAUUGGUAAUCCAUACUUUCAGUAGGCUAGUGUACAUUGGAAAAAAGAUGCAGACUGAUGAAGUGACAGGGACAAAGUGCUAAAUCUGUGCUUUCGUCCCUGUUGUAUUUGUUCGUCUUCAUUGUUUUGAAUGUGCGCUGGUCAGCUGAAAGACCCCUUGUGACAUUUCUCUCAGAUGUGUCAUACGUUUUCGCACUACCUUAUGACAUGUUGCAACUACUAUGGAUUAUGACAGUAAUUGUGUGGAGGUGCUGAUCACCAGGGCCACAGACUUGGAACUUACAGGUACAGGUAACUCCUCUGUUAGCCUCUUAUUGUAGGUUUUUUUUUUGCUUUAUCCAACCAGUCAAUAUGGAAUGCUGGUAAAUGGGGCUACACUUCGUAAUAUGCAAAGCAUCAGAAGGCAAGUGCAAAAUAAGUGUAGGAUCUUGAGCUUUUUUAUUUCACUCUUUGCUUGUUUCUUUGGUAUCUAACAGUGCAUUGGCCCAUUAACAAGGUUAGUGUUUAGUGAACAGUAGCAAUUACUAGUUAUCUAUGCUGAAUGACUGUUGUAUAUAAGCAGCUAGGAAGAAUGGUAUCUCUCACAGCAAGGUCUUCUGCCUUACUUACAGAUGCAAGGAACACUCGGCAAGCAUUUUGUACAGCAAGCUCGACUGUUUUACUACAUGGAAGUAAAAACGCUCACCAGGCACCACAGGUUUUGCAUGUCAUCAAAGAUGCAAAUCGCCAUAAUGGUGGUGUGCAAGAGUAUGCUGUGAAGCAGCAGUGUGACUUGUGCCACCCAGCAGUUGGUGACUCGAAAAUGACACCACGACCCUCAAACAUAUUUUGAACUCCAUUCUCACCAUAAAUAGAAUAGCUAGUUGCAUUGUUUGAAUGUAUAGUGUUAUUUAGGAAGGCAGUACACUGUCAGUAGCAAGCAAAAACUGCAAUGGUCUCAUAGGUGGUGCACAUUGGUGUGUAUCUGUUGCGCUGUGGCAUGCUCUUGAGGUUUGGGAUCGGUGCUGCAUUUUCCGUUUUAGUUGGCUCUGCAUAUAUACAAGAGAAAGAGGCCUUUGUUUUGCCUCAAUGUGCGGCCAAGUUCUAUCAAAUAGGCUUGUGCUUUGUGUCACAAUUCCAGGCUGUCUCUGGUCAUUUCAGGAUUGCAGUCAUAGUGCACUCUUAUAAUAACUGAAUGACUUGUUUGCUUAGUGUAUUUUUCAUGUUUCUGGUGCCAAAUACCACUCAUCUGGUCAUGUAAAACCUGCAAGUAGUAGUUUGUGUUGUAAUGGCAGUCUUAUCAACUCUGCUAUAGGCCGUUUUACUUAAAGGUGAUGUUAAUUUUUUGUUAGCCACAUUAAAAGUCUUAUUCCUCCUUUCAUUAUGUAGAGCCCACACACACAGCAGCAGGCAUAAAAUUUUUCGUUCUCUAUUUUUUCCUUCUUUUCUUUCAUUGCAUAGAAUAAUAGACAUUUGAAUUUGACUGCUGAGACUUUCCAUGUGGUUCUCUUAAUUAAAUGCAUGGGAAUGCUGCAGUCUGUUUUUAUGUUGGCUGCUCCAUCAGUUGGGCUGUAGCUAGGUACACCAAAUAGUCUAACUGUAAUUUGCUGCAUGAAAGUUUUUGUAUCUGUGCAGAAGAGAGGAAAAGAGUAAAAAGUAAGACGUAACUUUUAGAAUGGUUCAAGGCAAGCAGAUUAAGUACUUGAGCUUUCUUAAACUUGCACUAAGCCAUGUGUGCUCGGAAGACUUAGUGAACUCUCAUGAAAGGUUUAAAUGCUGCACAUGUGAUGCAGUUUAGGGUGUCGCUUCGGUAUUCUGAAUACACCCUAGCCUAUCUCCGUUUGCAGCACUGGGACUGUAAAGUUGGAAUUUCAAAAAUGUUAGAGUGUACAAUAUGUGGCAGUUGAGAUAUUUUAUGGCCUGCUCGAACACCCAAAAGCUCUCACCUGGUAUAGUUAAGCUGCUGUUUACUCUUUAAGUCUCGUGCUGAAUAGUGUAUUGUGCAUUGUGCAGAACUGUUGAGCUCAAGAUAAUGGGGAAUACUUGCUCUUGGAAGAGAAAAAGUAACUGGUUAAAACUUGUGUGGUGCUUUUGCUGAUACUUCGAGCAGAGCUUCCCGUAGAAUAAGAGAGUCCAUGAGAGAGACCAGACCUUGCUGUAUUUUUUCACUGCAGCUAUUUUUUUUACUUUCUUAUGUUCGUUUGUUUCUGUCUUCCUGUGUGUUGACUGACUAGAUCAUGAAAGGGUGCUACAGUGUUGCUGGACAAAUUGAGCUUUUUAUUUUAUUUUGACAUUGCUCUGGUGUAAACCUUAAGUUUGCUGCUGCUUGAAAUGUUCUAUGCACAGUUUUUUUUAUACUGCAGAGACUAAAUGUACUUAGCACCAUAUACCGAGCUUGUGUCUGUAUCUUUUGCAAUAGCUGCUAUUUUUAUGCCUAACACUGCCAUAUGUGGGUGUGCUAUGUCUUUCAACUGCAGUUUCACUUGAGCGUACAACAUUUUACUGCCAGAUUGUUGUUUUUACCAAGAAAGCAUUCUGUCGGUAGUUAAAACAGGUGUCAAUCUUGUUGAGUAGUGCCAUGGUAGGCAGUAGUGCUUGCCUUGAAAUCUUUUUGUUUAUGCUGUUGAUGCCAGAGACUGCAAGAACUUUAUUCCACCACAAUUUCAGAAUGUUGGCAGCAGAUUCGAGUGCUCUUUAUUGUAUACUGCUGUGUGAUUAACGCGUAAAAUACUGUUAUCUAAAGCCUGCCAGGUUUUAUUCCCAUUCAAGACAUUUCUCAUUGCCCAAAGUGUGAAACGAAUAUUCUUAUUGCAAUUGUUGUCACAUUACCUAUAGCACUGCAACUGCCUUGUGGCUAUUACGUUCAUGGGAAGUUGUGACUGUAAGUCUAAUGCUUUUUCACCUGUUUCAUCUCCUGUGUGUCCCAAUCCUAAUCUUGGCUACAGUGUUAAGAAGUAUCGUGUGCGUCAGUUCACAAAAUUUUUGCAUGUGUGUCUCUUGUCAGUCUGCAUUAUGGGCUGUGACUUGCUGCUUUCCAAAUUCUUUUGAAAUUUGAUUUGUUUGGCUUUUUCUUACAACCGUAUGUUGCACCAUGGAGCUCAGUUGUGUGUCAGCUGAUACAGAUGUUUAAAGUUUAUGAAGAAUUUAUAUAUAUAUACUGAAAAGCAUAUGGAAUCGAAAGAUAUAUUUAGCUAUUUCAGUAUGACUUAGGCUUCUCCUGUUAUAGCCUGUUCUUCUGAAUAAACUGAAUUUUGCAAUAUAUGUUCUGUAUUAUGAUUAUUCUUGUUCACUCAAUAGGGAAGUUUUGUUUCUCGUUUCGCGUCUUUGUCAUAAUAAACGUU
Dermacentor silvarum is the source of this 7763-nucleotide messenger RNA. RefSeq names its product heparan-alpha-glucosaminide N-acetyltransferase-like (gene Hgsnat). The record is from RefSeq and is a predicted model, not a curated record. The transcript has 16 exons. Bases 312 to 1997 code for a protein of 561 amino acids. NCBI's taxonomy places the organism in Eukaryota, Metazoa, Arthropoda, Arachnida, Ixodida, Ixodidae.